UCUUCCGCUCGUUUCGGUAUUUACUAUUUAGUCGCAUUGAUACAUGCCGGACUGACAUUCGCGCUUGAUAACGGCGGGCGGUUGUCGCUCGACAGGGUCUACUGACUUAAUUUCCCUACUGCCCUAAACCCAGUAAGCUAAUGCAAGUCUGCCAUACCCAUAUUACAGUAUUAGCGGCUGUCGUUGAAUAAAUUCAUUUUUAAUUUAUGUGUAUUAUGAAGUUUUUCAAAUAAACAAUCCAUCUAAAUGCUACAUACAGACAUAUGUUAACAAACCCUUCACAAAUCACUCUGUUGAUAUAAUGUCUGAAUGUGCAGAUCCACUCAUCCACUUUUCUGAAAGACAGAAUAUGAUAGACUACUGAGUCCUAAAUUGUGGCUUUGUUAAUUAAGCUUCAAUAUGGAGAAUUCUCAUCAAGCAACUACAGGUGCCCUGGCUGGAUCAUUGUUUCUAACUCCUGUUAAUAAUGUCGAUACUGGAUCGAAUCCUGCAAACACCUUAUCUUUCUCUCAACUCACACCUGCUACAGCUUUUUCCAUUCCAGAGGGCCAACUGUCUGUCAUAGAGAGCGAUGGACAGCAGUAUCUUAUUUUGCCAAAUUUUACUGUUGGGGCAGACAGACAACUUAUAUUGCAGAAUCAAAUUACACACGAUGCAGUGGGUCUGGAGCCCAACCAGCAAGCUCAAUUAUCGAGUGAAGAAAUCAUGCAGUUACAAAUUCCUGUUGUUGCGCAAUCAUCUGAAUCUGAUCCAACACUCACAUCUAUGACACAAACUGAAAAACAAAUUGAAGAUAGCACUAGUGUACUUGAAAGAAUCCCACCACCCACUUUACCAAAAAUGCCUCCAUUUUCCACUGCAGCUAGCAUGAUACAUUUCCACGAAAGCAUGAAUAAGGAAUCUGAAAGAUUACCGAUGGGUCAGCUCGAUAUUUCUGAUAUUAUCCCUUCAUUUUUCAAACGUACUGUUCUCCAAGAGACAGAAACUUGUGGUUCGAAAGCUUGCUCAAAAUGCCAAUUCAAAGCAGAAACUCUGGAACAACUUAAAGAACAUAAAAAGCUGCAUAAGGAUAUUGAAAAACCCAAAAACACAACUCAAAGAAAAAAGGCUGAACCUAGAAUCCCAAGAAAGAAGGGGAGACCACUAGGUGCAAAAAAGAAAAAAGCAGCUCAGAUGAUUAGGACUCUUCCUGCACCUGGUUCGACGAAUUUUCCUCCAAAAUGUCACAUAUGUCAAUUAGAUAUAUCAAGUUCAUACCAAUACAAGAAACAUAUGAAAGUUCAUAAAAAGGAAAAGCCUCAUCGUUGUCAAGACUGUGGGGAAUCUUACAACAAAGAACACAAUCUACAAUUACAUAAAUCUAUACAUAAAAGUGAAACAGCAAAUGGAAAAUACGAAUGUCCUGAAUGUAAAAAAGCAUUCGGCAGAAUGGCAGGAUUGAAAAUGCACAUUUUAGUUCAUGCAGAAGAUGAGAAUUACAUUUGCAAAGAAUGUGGAGAUGAAUUUGCAUCCAAUGAAGCAUUAACAUGUCAUAUUAGUGAACAUAACGAUGAUCUGGUUCGUCAUCUGCAAGAUAAAGGCAAAGUUCUGAACGAUUCAUUAUCACAGAAUGUUGAUGGGCUAAAUCAAAUGAGCGAUUUUGUUAAUAUUUCUCAAGAACAAAGUUCAACUGUAGAUAUAGACCCAAGUGCAAUAGGACGAACAUGUACCUUCUGUAAAAAAGUAUUUCAAAGAAAAAGUCAAUUGAAAAGGCACAUAAGAAUACAUACAGGGGAGAAACCGUAUCGAUGCCCAAACUGUGAUAAAGCAUUUAAUCAAAAAGAAUCGAUGCAAACCCAUAUGUCAAUGCACAGUGGUGAAAAGCCACACACAUGUCCUCAUUGUCCACAGACUUACAGACAGCGUGGAAAUCUCAAGAUUCACAUUGCAAGAGUUCAUCCAUUCGAUUCAACCAAUGUUGAAACGUUUAAUUGUUAUUUAUGUCCUUGUGUCUUCAGAAGACUAGGAAGUUUAAAUGCUCAUAUUACAAAGUAUCACACUGAUCAAACUAUGGCUGAAACUGGUAUGAUGUCAAUACUAAAAGAGAGGGAUAAAGAUUCUACUGUUGAAAGAAAUGGGGAAAAACAGGAUGAAAAUACAGAGGAAAGUGACGAACUGCAAAAAUUUAUCGAUACUGUUUUCAAGGAUAAAACUUAUGAUACCGGAAACAUGAAUUUGAAUGAAGACCAAGAAGCUGACAUAGUUCAUCAAGCAUUAGAAAAAUCAAAUUUGGGAACAGAAAGUAAUGCAUUCUCCGAGCUUGAUCCGACAGAACUUGAAUUAUCAACAAAUCAGUUUAUAAAUGUUGAACAGACGAACGCACCUCAGAAUCAACAAAUUGAGCAAAACACUUCAAUACUAUCUGAACCUGUUCAACCAUUACAUGCAGAAUCAACUGCGGGAUUGAAUUUAAAUGCAACAGAUCAAAUGUCUUUACUUCCACGAAUACCAGAGCAAAAUGAAAUGUUACCUCAAUCAAUACCCACAGAACGAGUAAUCGUAUCAGUCUCAUCGGAUGUACAGAUUGGACAACAAGCAAACUUUUUUCAAAGAAAUGCGACACUGAUUGGGCAAGCAAAUCGACCAUCAAUAUGUAGUGUAGAUGUUUCCACUUUUCGACCUUCUUUGACACUACCUGUGAAAAACACUGAUGUAUUAUGGAGAAUUCGUCGUAUUGAUAAUGUUAGAUAUCAUGAAUGCCUGGUUUGCAAUAAGGUUUUCAAGAAGCCAAGUGAUUUAGCUCGUCAUAUUCGGAUUCAUACAUUGGAACGUCCUUACAAAUGUAACGUUUGUUCUCGAGCUUUCACUGUGAAAUCAUCAUUACGUUCUCACACAAGAACUCAUCUAGGCAUCAAACCGUAUAGAUGCCAGGUUUGUCAAAAAUCAUUUUCAACUGGCGGAAGUUUGAAAGUGCACAUGAGGAAUCACACAGGAGCUAAACCUUUUCCAUGUUCAAUCUGCAACAAAUCAUUUCGAACAACUGGUCACAGAGCAGCACAUUUACUUUGUCACAAUAAAAAGAAAUCUUCGAUAAAUAGUAAAAAUAAGAACCAGCUACUCAAUUUGUACAAUGUCAAAUUAUUAUCACCUUUGGUCGUCAAAUCCACAGGUGAAGUUGAGUAUCAUACACCAAAAGAGAAUGAAUCCAACCAUUUGAACAAUCUGAAUGAACGUCCACACAACUGCACAUACUGUAACAAAGCUUUCAAGAAAUCAUCACAUCUUAAGCAACAUCUCAGAUCACAUACGGGUGAAAGACCGUUUACCUGCAACAUUUGCCAAAAGUCAUUUGUUACCAGUGGAGUAUUGAGAUCACAUAUGAAAAUACACUCUGGUGUCAAUGAUUUUGCCUGCAAUAUUUGUCAAGAAAGAUUUACUACGAAAGGGUCUUUGAAUCGCCAUGCUUUGAAGCACUCUAGUGACAGACCGUUUGUUUGUCCGUACUGCAGGAAAACUUUCAAAUCUCUGAUCAAUUGCAAGAAACAUAUUAAAACACACAGAAACGAGGUUGCAGUGAUGCAAACUGGCAGCAAUACAAAUCCUCAAAUGAGCAUGGAUUCAGAUACACAAAAUCUAAAUUCAUCAUUAACUGAUGAAAACUCAAUAUCAGGAAUGCAGAAUAUUGAUGACACAUUAACUGCUGGUUCAUUUCUGAAUGCAUUACAAGAUCAGCAUUCGGAUGCAGGAUUGAAACAGAUUGAUCCUAAUAUGGUUCAGAACUUCGAUACUCUGUCAUCAACAGUUAACCUCGCUUCUAUACAAACAACUCCUCAAGUGUCCUACAUUUUUACCUCACCAUCUCAUCAAGGUGUACAAACUAACUUAGGUUCAUCGACACAACCUCAAUUGUCUCUCGAAGAAUUAGCAAGUCUUUCAAUACCGAAUGAAACUAAUUCUCUCCUAACGAGUCAAGAUCAAGUCCAUACACAACCUGAACUUUCUUUAUUCAAUUUUGAUAUGUCUUCUCCGAAUCCGUCAAACUCAAUGAGUCAGCAAAUGUUUACAGAUAAUUUGGAUCUGUUAGAUAGUGUGAACUCGAUUAACCCCGUCUCCAUGUCGCAAGACACGAAUACGACUGUCUCUCAAACUAUACCGAAUAAACUUACCCCGGAUGUGCCAGAUGGGACCCAACCGCAAGUAAAAACGAAAAGAGUUCUUCGUAAAGCAAGUUUGAAGAAAAUUUCUUACAAAGAUCCAGAAAGGAUUUCUCGUUACAAACCAAAACCAAUCAGAUCUCGUCCACCAACACCAGAGGAUGCAAGUCAUGAUUCUACAAAUACAGGAGAAAUCAGAGGAAAAUCAUUUGGAGGAAAAUUAAUUUCAAUUGGAGAGAAGGAUAUGAUUCAAUGUACGGGUUGCGAGGCUGUUUAUAAUGAAGACGAGUUUGAAAAACAUUCAAAAAGUUUCAAAUCGAAAAAAAGAGAUCUUCCAUUUCUUUGUGAUUUUUGUUGCCAUCGAUUCAAAACUAAAUCACAUUAUGAAAGUCAUGUCAAAUUUCAUUCUGCUGAUUCAGGGAUUUUCAAAUGUUCCAAAUGUGGAAUUGGUUUUACUGAUAAAUCAAUUCAGGAAGAACAUUCGAAAUUUCAUGAACAGGAGUUGCAUGGAAUGUUGUUACCCAGUACGAGAAAGCAAGUCAGUGCAAAUGUUGAUUCGCCUGGGAUUCCUCAUGCUCAGAAAAGCGGGAGAUUCAACUUUUUUCGACUCACUGAUGAGCAGAAUAAAAUAUUAUCUCAGACAAAUCCAAACCUUCAUAUGACUGUAUCUGAAAGAGUACUUCUUUCCGCAGUUGCAGAAAAAGAUAGGGUUGUUGAAACUGUUGUUGGUAAACGAGGUCGACACAAAGCUCUGGAAAUGAAUGGUCCUAAGUUCAACAAUGUUUGUCCACAUUGUCCAAAAAGUUUUCAAAAACAAAACGAUCUUGUACGACAUAUAAGAACUCACACUGGUGAACGUCCUUUCAGGUGCAAACAUUGUGGAAAAAGUUUUUCAAUCAAGUCCUAUUUAUUCUCUCAUGAAAAGACACACAGCGGAAUCAAAUCAUUCCGAUGUCAUAUUUGUAACCUUAUGUAUUCAACAAAGACUAGUUUGAAGGUUCAUAUGAGAUUACACACUGGUGGACUUCCAUACAAAUGCCCACAUUGUCCAUCACAAUUUCGGACAUCAGGACAUAGAAAAAGUCACAUUAUGUCACAUUUUCAAGAAACUGUCCCCAAGCGUGGAAAAGGGAAAACUAAAAACAAGUCUAAGAACAAUAUUUCUCAGCAAACCAAACAACAAGUACAACAACCUACAGUAACAGAUGUAACUCUUACAUUACAAGAAGGAAUGUUGAACUCUGAAUUAUUACAGAGUGACAAUAUUCAGUUACAAUGGAACGGACAAAAUUUACAACUAGUUAACACAUCAGGAACACCUACUGAUAAUUUAUCACUUCAACUUGAUGCAGUCGCAUUACAACAGUUGAUUAACAACCAACCACCUACAACUCCAUCUCAAGAUGUUAUAAGAAACUACACUCAGCCAGUUACUUCUGGUCCUGCACCCAACCUUGUGAUACAGCCCAUCACCAUAUCUGAUAAUUCGAGUGGACAUGGUGAACAGCUGCUACAAGAAGUCAAUGUUGCUGUACCUGCUAGUCUUGCUCCUUUUACUCAAAUUUUGUUUCAGUCUCCUACCACAGUGAAUACAGAAAACACUAUCAGUGCAAAUAACAGUAUUGCUAUGCUGCAGACGUUGCAACAGAUGUUAAACACUUCUCCAGCACAAACUACAACUUUUAAUUCAAGAACACCUACAAUGAAAUCUAUGAAACAAACCAACAAAUCGCCAGAUGUUACUCUUGUCUUAAAUCCAAAUAAUCAGGGCUUGGUAGCUGAAGACGGAAUACAGACAUUCACUUUUGAUCAACUUCUUACAUCAGAUGAUAUUUCAGCAACCUCAAACCAACAGUUUUCUUUACUCAACGAAAAUCAAUUAACGGCCACAUCAAAUUAAUUUUUCAGUGCUGUUUAAACCUGAUAGAAAUUUAUCACAACUAGUGCAAUUGCUCUUUCAUUCUUUUUUUUUUUUUUACUGUGAACCAGAUAUUAUUGCCAUGUGCUGCCUCUCAUCCACCAGUGCGUAGUACCCUUUUCUGAACGAUUUUUUUUUCAUGUUUUUUUAAGCAGUUAAAAAUAAAUUGUCCUCAAAA
This is a messenger RNA of Styela clava, 6229 nucleotides long. RefSeq lists its product as uncharacterized. Gene Ontology annotation, biological process: regulation of transcription by RNA polymerase II. NCBI's taxonomy places the organism in Eukaryota, Metazoa, Chordata, Ascidiacea, Stolidobranchia, Styelidae. Gene Ontology annotation, cellular component: nucleus. Gene Ontology annotation, molecular function: RNA polymerase II cis-regulatory region sequence-specific DNA binding; DNA-binding transcription activator activity, RNA polymerase II-specific. The record is from RefSeq and is a predicted model, not a curated record.